UCCAGAAUAUAUAUACCAUCUCUGUGUUUCAAAAUAAAAUUCUGAUGUCUUGCUCAGAUGUUUCCGACGUGCAAGUCUCUUAUGACCUCUUAUAUAAUUCAAUAACAGGUACUGCCAAUGUUUUCAAUCUUCGGUUGUUUAUAUGAAUGGUAUGCAACACAACACAUUUCUUGGUUGUUUCAUGCUUUCUGUUCAAGUAGCAUUCUGGAAAUAGAAUUUUAUUUUGUAUUUAAUUGACAUGUAAAUUCCAACUAGAUCUCAACCAAAUAGGCUGUAAUCGGUGACUGAGCUUUAGUAUAUCAUGCAUUGGUUCAGAGAGAAGAGCUAGCAGAGAGAGCUUCGAUAAGUAGAGUAAACACGUUGACAUAGAAACAUGCUGUGGCAGCCAUGGGUGAAGCUGCUACUUCUCUAUGUACUAGACUAUGACAAGAAGAACUUCCUUGGCCUGGACUCAGUUUGAGCUGGUAUGUGAGAUCAUUUUAAGAACUUCAAUGACUGAGACUUCUCACCUUCUAGUGUUACAACCAUUAACGAUCAUUUUAAUCUCUCUGAUCAAUUGCUGACCCUGUUACAAGAUGUCAAGAUUUAAUGUGCUCUGCUCAAAUGUUAACUUAUUAAAUAACUCACUGUAGACUUCACUUGCUCUAACUCGCCAUUCUAUGCCCGUGUCUAUUAAACUCUAACUCGAGACCUAGAGGGGACAGGGAGUGAUAUAGCUAAAAGACCACUGAUGACCGCAAUGUUCUUGCAGGUUUGUAAAGUUUUAAAUAUUUUGUGUCACUCUCCGCUGUGCUGCUGGGAGCAGUUGAACCAAAUUAUGUAUUCAAGAUCACAUUUUACACACGAAAUCACCAGCUUUCUCUGAGUGAUAUAUAACAUACCAGACAUGAGUUAUUUAUAGGCAACAACUCCUAAUAAACCUGUUUAUAUUCUAUAUAUUACCCCAUGUCCCCAUCUAUCAACCCUGUUAUCAAAUAAUUAAAUUUGUUGUUCUGUCUGACUGUCUCCCCCACUUUAAUUUUUAAUUUCUCAGACCAAAAGGUUAAACAGAGCUUAUUCUGCUAUGUAAACUUACAAAACAUGCGUUCAUAGCUUAGGUAAUGCUCCACAGCACAAGUAACACAACAGCCUGAUAGUGUCUUCGUAUAAUCACAUGUCCACUGUACUAUUCCCAUUAUUAAUACCUAAUGCCAUGCACUUGUACUAAUAUAUUAGAACAUCCCAAUAGAUUAUUAAUAGUUACACACCAGGUUCCAGGCGGGAAUAGCCUUCAAAUUCGAAGUAAUCAUCUAGCUAGCUGCUUAAAUUUCCUAAGCUCUUCCAUAAUCCCCUUUAAAUAUCAGAUUUCACACACAAAUACUCACAACUCGACACUGUUCUUUAGAUAGUUCACAUUUUGUAAGUGAAAUAAUUGAUCUAUGGCCGCCAAGGCAAGAUCGAGCACAGAGCUUUUGAUCCCAAACAAAAAGCACUACUAUGGCCAUACGAAUCAUAGUAGUAGGAGUAGCAGUGUAGAUCAAGAAAGCAGCAAGAAUAUAUGGGUGGAAACCGAACAAGUUAACAAGUCCAAGAGGAUUAGCAGAAGUGGUGGUAGUAAACUAGUCGAGGUUGUGUACUACAUUUCUUCUCCAAAUGGCAACCUUCAGCAUCCUCAUUUCAUGGAGGUUUCUCUCCCUCAUUCCUCCCAUGAACUCCACUUUAAAGAUGUGAUUAACAGAUUAAACGAACUCCGAGGAGAGGGAAUGGCCAGCAUGUACUCAUGGUCUUCAAAACGGAGCUACAAGAACGGAUACGUGUGGCAAGACCUAUCUGAAAACGACAUCAUUAAUCCAACAAACGGCAAAGAUGAAUACAUAAUCAAAGGCUCCGAGCUCAUCCAACACUCUUCUUCAUCUACCAUAACAUCCUCUGAAUCCGCGUCUCAAAACAUGCCUGAGAAAUGCAAUGAAGGCCGAAAAAUCACUGCAUCUCCAGCAAAAAUAGUCAAGAGAAGGAACCAGUCCUGGAGCUCAUUUGAUAACCCUCCUACAACAAAUGAGAACAAAGUGUAUAAAUGUGAGUCUAGCAGAGGGUUCGCAGGAGUUGUGACGGGGAAAGAGAAUGCCUUAGAGGUCUGUGGGGAAGAUGUGUCGCCUACAGCAUCACAUUGUGAAUCGGAAGUGCUGGAAAGCGCGAGUGGAUGUAGUGAAAUGGAGUACAGGAGUGGUGAUCGGACGGUUAAGAAUUUAAGAGGGAGGAUGAAAGUUACGAAAAUGUUGAUGCAGUUUAUUAGGUGUGGUUCUGUUCCCAUGAAAGGAUUGUGAUCUUGCAGUUUCGAGUUUGGACAAGGGAGUGAAAUGUUGUGACAAGAGAGUAUUAUGUGAUUGUGGUCACUGGUCUGGUUGCAAGUUUGUUCAAGAUGUUUAUGUUUGCAGUUUGUGCUUUGCAGUUCUUUUUGCCAGGUCUGCAGUUUGCAGACAUAUAUAUUCAGAACAUUUUCUACAAUUUUUGAUGAUGAUUAUCUUGUAUGAUUUUUACAUGUUAUCUUUGUUAUAGUGAAUGGUUUACUGAUA
Messenger RNA from Daucus carota subsp. sativus, 2552 nucleotides. RefSeq names its product protein SOSEKI 5. The coding region runs from base 1419 to 2303 and encodes 294 amino acids. The record is from RefSeq and is a predicted model, not a curated record. NCBI's taxonomy places the organism in Eukaryota, Viridiplantae, Streptophyta, Magnoliopsida, Apiales, Apiaceae. The transcript has 3 exons.